GACAUGGGGCCGUCUUGUGCGAGAGGAAAACACAAAGCACAUGCUCGCCAAGUUCCGACCCCUCAUGGCAACGGCGGCGAAGGCGAGGGCGCCGCCGGUGGUAGCGGCUUCCACAUCCGCGGCGGCGGCGGCGGCGGAGCGGGACGAACACGUGCACUACAAGCACACCGACGCGUGCCACCACCUCCGGUGGACAGCCAAGGAGAGCUACGAGUACAUGUACGCGCGGCCAUGGAGCAGGGUGGUCGACUUCUAUGCCGAGCUCGUGCGCACCGGCGCCGGCGCGGCGGGGCUAGCCAAGCUGUUUGGGAAAGAUGAGAAAGAUUACAGCCUUGAUACUACUGGAGAGAAUUACCUAGCACCAUCAGAAAAACAAACGGCAACAAUUUCCUCCAAAGAUCGUGGAGGAAGGUGGGAAAGAGUAACAUUUAAAAUUGUUCUUUCAUACCACGGGGGGUCGUUCGAUGGCUGGCAAAAGCAGCCUGGCCUCAAUACUGUUCAGGGGUUAGUGGAGAAACAUCUUGGACAAUUUGUUGAUGAGCGAAAAGCCAAACAGCUUGAAGCAAGAUCUUUGCCAAUUGAAGGCGGUGCCAUUGUUGCUGGGCGCACUGACAAAGGGGUGACUGCUCUUCAGCAAGUUUGCUCAUUUUAUACAUGGAGAAAGGAUGUGAAAUCUGAAGAUAUAAAAGAUGCUAUAAAGGAGGCUGCUCCAGAUAAACUUAAACCUUUGCAUGUGUCAGAGGUUGCACGUGAGUUUCAUCCUAAUUUUGCAGCCAAAUGGAGGAGAUACAUGUACAUUUUUCCUCUUGAUGAGGAUGCUAAAUCGAUCAUUGGGGAAGGACACUCUGAAGUGUUAAAGAAUUCUGAGCACAUCAUAAAACCUCAGAGCUUUGAUGUGGCAAAGGUUGACGAAAUUCUUAGAAAACUUGCUGGAAAGACAUUAUCCUACAAGAUGUUUGCACGUGACACGCAAGCUUCACGCAGUGUUGGCCCACCUACAGAAUGUUUCAUGUUCCAUUCUCGAGCUGCAGCGGCCAAACUAUAUUGCGCUAAUGAGGAUUACAAAGAAGGCUUGAGUGUCAUGUGCGUUGAGCUAGUUGCAAACAGGUUUCUACGCAAGAUGGUUAGGGUUCUUGUUGCUACUGCCAUACGAGAGGCUGCUGCUGGUGCCGGAGAGGAUGCUCUGUUGAAUCUGAUGGAAGCCACUGACAGGCGUGCCACAGCUCCUCCGGCACCACCGGAGGGCCUCUGCCUCGUCGAUGUUGGUUACAAAGAUUUCAGUAAACAGAGGUGCUUCAUAGUUGAUUAAAAGAAGUCAUAUCUUUUUGUUGGAGAAAAACACAAGAUGCACGAUUGAACAAUUGACGUCAGGCUGUGGAGCGGCUCGUUUAGCUUCAUUGGUCAUUUUCAUUUGCGUACAGGCUUCAGCCCGGGCUUACACUAGUUCUGGGUCCGCCGAUUCAUCGCAGCGUCAUUUUAAAGUCUUCUCCUUUAUUUGUCUGCCAUGAUCUCCACCUAGAUGAUAAUAA
Molecule: messenger RNA, 1529 nt
Organism: Setaria italica (foxtail millet)
Lineage: Eukaryota; Viridiplantae; Streptophyta; Magnoliopsida; Poales; Poaceae
Product: tRNA pseudouridine synthase A
Exons: 9
Coding region: 41-1309 (422 amino acids)
Biological process (GO): tRNA pseudouridine synthesis
Molecular function (GO): pseudouridine synthase activity; RNA binding
Source: RefSeq, a predicted model, not a curated record